CCUGGAGCAGCUGAUCUCGCCCGUGGCCUUCCCGUCCAACAGCAGCCUGGACCCAUGUGCAAAAGAGACUGUGCUGAAUGCCAUCAAGGAGAGCAGGAAGAGGGCUGUGGAGGAGGAGGAGGAGGAGGACCAGGACCAGGCUUUUGGGAGCGAUCAGGAGAGCAAAAGAAGGCGCCACGAUAGCAGUGGAAGUGGGCAGUCAGCGUUUGAGCCGCUGGUGGCCAACGGUGCCCCUGCCUCUCUCAUACCCAAGCCUGGCUCUCUGAAGAGGGGCCUUGUCUCACACUGCCCGGAUGACUGCUCAAACAAGAGGUCACGCACCUCUUCCAUGAGUUCCCUCAACAAUACGUAUGCUGGCGGGAUCCCCAGUUCCAUCCGCAACGCCAUCGCCAGCUCCUACAGCUCCAGCCGGGGCCUCUCACAGCUGUGGAAGAGAAGUGGUGUGAGCGUAUCCCCACUGUCCAGCCCAGCGUCCUCCCGCUCCCAGACGCCGGAAUGGCCUCUCAAGAAAGCCAGGGAAGAGGAGUUGCAUCGCUCCAACACUUCCACUCCAGUGAAAUCGGACAAGGAGCUACAGACAGAGAAAGCUAAAAUGGAGAGGAAAUCCUUUGUGCGCGUCGCAGCGGUGGAGACGCAGGUGCGGAAGAAGCAGAAUUCCCUGAGCCCACCGUCCGCGUCGGGGAGCAGCGGGAAGCGCAAGCGGAAGAUCCGGUUGCUGUCGUCUCGCCGGGGGGACCAGCUGGCGCUGCCCCCGCCGCCUCAGCUGGGCUACUCCAUCACGUCGGAGGACCUGGGCGCAGAGAAGAAGGCAGUGUUGCAGUGGUUCAACAAAGUCUUGGAGGAUAAGGCUG
Messenger RNA from Fulmarus glacialis (Northern fulmar), 851 nucleotides. RefSeq names its product nuclear envelope pore membrane protein POM 121-like. The transcript is spliced from 8 exons. The record is from RefSeq and is a predicted model, not a curated record. Gene Ontology annotation, molecular function: structural constituent of nuclear pore. NCBI's taxonomy places the organism in Eukaryota, Metazoa, Chordata, Aves, Procellariiformes, Procellariidae. Gene Ontology annotation, cellular component: nuclear pore. Gene Ontology annotation, biological process: protein import into nucleus; RNA export from nucleus. The annotation marks the transcript as partial.